Molecule: messenger RNA, 2334 nt
Organism: Closterium sp. NIES-65
Lineage: Eukaryota; Viridiplantae; Streptophyta; Zygnematophyceae; Desmidiales; Closteriaceae
Source: the annotation of a GenBank genome assembly
AUGUCUCCGAGGCAGAAAUACUUCUGGACUAAAGUUCCACCAGAGCACUCAAGAGAUAGCGAGGGGAACUCUUUCGCGACGACUCCUCCCGCCUUCACCGACGCAGCUCUUAGCCUCCUCAUCGCUUCAGUUUGCCGUCGCUGGCGUUGUCUCUCGCAGCGUCAUGUCUCGACGCUUCUCGUCAGGGAAAAUGUCGCCGUUUCCCGCCAGGACCUCGCCAACGCCGUGUCCUGCUUCUCAAACCUCACCCACCUUCAUCUGUGCGACGGAAGCGUGGAAACAUUAGACGACGCCUUCCUCUCUCACCUCGCCUCGGCAUGCCCUAAGCUAACGGUUCUCCACGUUGGAAGCAGGAUCACCAAAGAUGCGGAAAUCCAGGAGAGGAAGCACUUGCACCCGAUUACUGAAACCGGCUUGGAUCGGCUCUUUCAGGGAUGCUCGCAGCUGGAGGUCAUCUCCUUCGACCGGCUUGGAUCCGCUCUCCACCCGAGCGUCGUGUUUCCGGCUUCGUUCUUCCAUCUCUCGCAACUCCGCACUCUCGUUCUCCCGGACGCGUCAGCGCUGAUCGCUCCCGGCUUCUCGACCCUGUCGUCUCUCAGCUCGAUCCGCAUAACCUCUCUGAACCUGGGUUUUCACCACCUAGCGAAUCUCGUUCAACUGCCGAGGCUUACCAGCCUGGCCAUCAGCUACGAUCCCGAGGUAGAAGAAGAACGACCGGAAACGUUUUCCGUCGCGCAGCUGCCGUUUAUGAAAUCGCUGCAGCUCGAGGGUGAGGCGUCUCCGUUCAUCAUGUUUCUUCCCUCGGGAUUGCCGUGCUCCAGGCUGGAACGGCUGGUGAUUGCGGGUUCCCACUUCCUUGCCCAGCUUCCGGACGACCUUGGAGAGAUCUUGCCAUGUCUCCGUGAGCUGAACCUUAGCUGGUGCUCAAAGCUCACGCGCCUGCCCAGAGAUUUCACGUCUCUGACCCAGUUGGAGAGCCUAACGAUCACCUCGUGCCGGUUGUCCAGCCUGCCCGACAGCUUCGGCCGCUUAUCUACCCUGAAAACAUUGGUGCUGCGGAGUCUGCCUCUAGCCAACCUCCCUGACUCUUUCGGGCGUCUCGAAUCCCUGGAGACAUUUACCAUGUACAUGCUCUCCGUCACGGAACUCCCGGAACCUUUUGCCUAUCUCCCAUCUUUGAGGACCCUACUCAUGGUUGGCUGCCGUGAAUUCCGCCAGCUCCCAGCGAAUUUCGGUCGUUUAAGAGGUCUCACGACGCUGUGCAUGGUGAAGCUGCCGCUAAUAAGGCUUCCGGAGGGCUUGGAGGGAAUGGAUGGCAUCCAGAGGAUGUUUCCAGAUGAUGUGUUCAAUCCGCUGCAGCUCCCGGGCUCACUCUUCGAGUUGACUUCGUUGACCCGGCUUGACAUGGAUCUGGUUUCAGAUGAGAAGCUUCCGGAAGGGAUUGGGAAGCUGAACCAGCUGCGGCACCUGAGCAUCCAUUGCUGCUUCAAUCUCAGGGAGGUCCCGGAAUCCCUCACAGGGCUGACCAAUCUGAAUACUCUCACGAUUGGGAUGUGCAGCGAGCUAGUGUCACUUCCCAAGAAGCUGGAUACCCUUAUAAAGCUUAAACGGCUGGAGCUGACUGGGUGUCACCCUUCCAUGUGGCUGAACGGAUCGUUUAUCUCCAUGCCUUCUUCGCUCGAGUCUCUGAGCCUGGGGAGCUACAAUCAGACCAUUGUUCUGCCGAACCUUCCAAUGCUGCCGAAUCUCAAGAAGCUGACGUUGAAUCUGGUCGACGUGGCGGGUGGGGAAGCCAAUCUGUCUGAACCCAGUGCGUUGCCAAUGUUGCAGCAUCUGGAGUUGGUGUUGGCGGAAUAUGCAACGGAGCUGGCAUUCCCCUUGGCUUCACUCCCUCAGCUGCGAGUUUUGGUCAUCUCCAGGGCUGGUAACAUAGAGAAGCUCCCUGGAAGCAUCAGCACGGAUCUGAUGCAGCUUCGGAGCUUGCAGAUAGAGCACGCUGCAGAGUUGAAGGUGCUGCCAGAAACGAUCUCUCAGCUUCGCCAUCUGACCUCCCUGGAAGUUCAUGCACCCAAGCUGGCCUCCCUUCCGACCAGCAUCGGUGCGCUCUCCAGGCUAAGGGAGCUUGAUCUCUCCGACUGCUCUGCCCUGGAAAAUCUCCCUGCUUCUCUCACCCAGCUUGGCUGCCUCAACAAGCUGAAACUUGAAAACACCGCGAUCCGCUCUCUUCCAGGAAACUUUGCACAGCUGACCCGGCUCAAGAGCCUGGACUUAGCUUUGGAUGAGGUGUACCACAACUGUGCUUUAAUGUACGAGACAGUGGGAUUAGGGGCUUAG